This is a messenger RNA of Tilletiaria anomala UBC 951, 1016 nucleotides long. RefSeq lists its product as uncharacterized. Lineage: Eukaryota; Fungi; Basidiomycota; Exobasidiomycetes; Georgefischeriales; Tilletiariaceae. Bases 318 to 965 code for a protein of 215 amino acids. The record is from RefSeq and is a predicted model, not a curated record. The transcript has a single exon.
CUUUGGGGUGUCGCGGGACGGAGAACGGACGUGCCCACAAAAGCUUGCUGCAUUGGGUAGGGGCUCCGCCAGCCCCACGCGCGACCGUUGGUUGCUUUUUCCGCAAUGUAUAGCAUAGUUUGCAAUUAUGAACUGCAUGAGACUCGCAUCAUUUCUUGGAUGGCGGGCACAAUCGAAAAACAAUCAAAGGGGGAGAAUCAGAUGGCGGAGGUUGCAGAGUCGUCGCCUAUCGCUUGUCAUCAAACUUCAUUGUCCAUGCGAGCAAAGCAAAAAAACAUGUUUGCUUCAGCACAGCCAGGUGGGGCGAGCGACUUGGCAUGUCCACUUUACCACGCAGCACAUCCCAGUGCAACAUAGCAGGGGAGAUCGCGACGCCACACUCCCUUCCCUAUCCAAAGUCACAGACGAGUGCCGAGUGUGGUGGUGACGAUGAGGUGUGUAUAAUUAUGAAUAUGUAUGCGCUACGCACUUCUAGGCUCUCAUUUUCAGAAGGCGGAAUUACCAGCCACCAAACGACAUCCAGCAAUAGUGUAUGCAAUGGAUGCCACAGAUUACACAGCUGGGCAGGAUGGACGCUGCUGGCUUCUGGAGCUGGUGAAGGAGACACAAUUUACGCAUGUGUAGCAAGGGAGCAAUACACUGUACACGCAUUUAUAUGUACCAUUGUAGACUGCGGAAUGCCGACGUCUUUUUCCAUAAAUAACAGGAGCUGCGUCCCUUCAAUGGUGUUGCUGAUAUGCUCGUGUGCCGUGUGCCAACGUGGAUCAAAAAUGGGUGCCGUGCGGUUAGCUGCUAGAUUUCAAAUAGACAGCAGACCCCAGUUGAAACGAAUAUACAUGGGUCCCCAGCCCCGGCUACUGCUUGAGCUUGCAUCGAGGUCAACUGUCCGCAUGUUACUUGUCCCCAUAUGUAGUCACCUAUCCCUGGCGCGGCCUUGCAGAGUGGCCGGGUGUAGCGCUGGAUAAGAGGUCGCAACUCGCGAGAGGGUUUCGGGUGGCACAGCCUCUUUUUCGUCG